AUGGGGAGAAUUAAGAAGGUGGCCAGUCAGAAGCAUGAGGCUACAAUCUCGCCAUUUUUGGCAGAAUUCAUAGCGCAUGCAACAAGCCUUCCUGCACCAGAGCUCCCUUCGCUUUUUUCUACCUUCCCGAAGCUAUGGCCCUUCCCUCGGGGCGACCUCUAUCACUGGAUCAACGUGCUGGACCGCUUUGAUGAGAUACUGGCCUCCGUUAUCGAGAAAUAUUUCCUGAAUAUCGGCCCUCAAACCCAGCCAUUUGGCCGAGGUGUAUUGGAGGCUUCAUACACUGCGGACCCGAGCAAGACACCGGCAGAAGGCGUCGAUGCGAAACUCAAUGCUUUGGGAUAUGGACCCGACGGAGACCGGGAACUAGUGGAAGCGAUCCUGGAUUUCUCUCGUUUGCUUCUCGAGAAGUGUGGUAACCGCAGUCUGUACAGUAGCAGCGAACGACUGGGCGACCUCUUGAACACUACCUCUCUAUCAUUGCUUCAAUCAACUUUGCGCCUAUCUCUCUGCUUGGCUCAGCGAUACCACUCUCGCCAGCGGGGUACUCACCAGCAGUCUCUCCUGGCAACUCACUACAACAUUGAUUUGGAGAAGCUGCAAAAGAUCGCUGCGCCAUUCCCUCGUCCGUUCAUUGCUAGCAAAACUCCGGUUCUUGCACCCUCCGCUGUCUCUGACAAGGGCAAAGAGAAGGCAGCUCAGACCAAACUUAAUGCAAACGAGUUGGGUUCUCUCGUGCGCGACCAAGAUGGCUGGGAAGAAUGGGGUAGCGUCCGCGUGCUUUACUAUCCCUCUGGAUCUUCCGACCAACCGCGAACAACGUCUGAGUAUGGCCAGAGCGAGCAGAGCUCUCAUGCUCCGUCCACUCCCACUCCUCUGCGUCGGAGUGCAACUCACCCAACCCCCCGAUCGAGCCGCGGCUCUGGUUUAACCAUGGAUGAGACUCCUACUGCUGCGCCUAACACGGGUGGUAAGCCUGAAGAGACAUCACGCAGCGGCAAAAUCCUGGAUCUCCCGUAUUCAAAGCUGUCUUCUGGCAAGACCGAGGAUCUUCUGGCAACGAACCUACCCCAUUUGCCUCUUGAAUCGAAGUACGAGUUGCUCCAUAAAGUUCGCGUUGCCCAGGCAUUGGCCGGGUCGCGUGCUACUCGCGAGCAGAUCCUUGCAGUCCGAAUCCUUGCAGCGACAAACCUGGCCUAUGUUAACACCGAGUCUGCUUUCCAGCAGAAAGUUCUUCUUUCUGACAUGGAAGUACCCAAGCGACUCCAGCUGGUUUACCAACUGGCCGAGCUUGUCCAUCUUGGCGCUAGUGGCGACCUCGAUGUCUCAAGGCAUCUGCAGACAUUGGCAAUUCAGGCACUUGAUGGGUUGGCAAAGCACAAGUCUCGUUCGAAUGACGUCUGUGCAGCUCUCAGCGUCAACGUCAACCACGGGGUGUUGAUGUUCCUGACCCGCAAGGUCGUUAACGAAUUGGGCACCGAUGAUGAUGCAAAUGAUCUUCAUCAGGACGAAUGGCGAGAUGCCCUUCUUUCCCUGUUGCGGACCCUGCCAAGCUCGAGCACUCGCACCCCAGAGACGCUUGUUGCAGCUGGUCUUAUCCCGAUGUUCGUUGAUAUCCUGAAUCUGCGCACCGAGAAGGCCCGCCGCGUUUACUCCCGGGUUAUGGAGUUCCUUGAUACUUUUGUUCACGCGGUCCGUGAUGCGUUGGCUACUUUGACUUCGGCAAAAGGUUUCGAUGCAAUCUCUGAUCUGAUUGACAAUGAGACGAAGACCGCUUUCGAGCACGUCUCUCGUGGAGCUGGUUUCCCUGCCAAGUACAAGAACCCCUCCAUCGACUAUCAGAUUCCCUACUUCCAGCAGCAGACACUGCGAUGGAUGUUCCGCUUCGUGAACCACAUCAUGCAGCACAACGGUGGAGGGUUUGACCGUGUUCUGAGGAAUCUGAUCGACUCGCCUCAGCUACUCACUUCAUUGCGUCUGGUGUUUGAGAACGCACGGGUCUUUGGCUCGCACGUUUGGAGCAACGCGGUCAACAUCCUCAGUAGCUUCAUUCAUAAUGAACCGACUAGUUACGCUGUCAUCGCCGAAGCUGGUCUCAGCCGCAGUCUCCUCGCGGCCGUGAUGGGCCGUGAGCUCAAGGCCAAGGAGAAGCCCCCGGCUGUAGAGCCCGAGGACGCCGAUCCUGUUGCCGAGGCCGCUCAGCCGUCGGCUGCUGCCCCUGCUGACGCCCCAGAAGCAAAGAAAGAAGGUCGAGAGUACACUUUGAUCAGACCGCGUGGCACUCGUCUCGCCCCGGGUAUUAUUGCUGCGGCCGAUGCUCUCGGCUGCGUUCCUUCAGCAUUUGGUGCCAUUUGCUUGAAUUCCUCGGGACUAGACCUUUUCCAGUCUUCCGAUGCACUCGAAAGUUUCUUCGAGAUUUUCGAGAACCCGGAGCACAUCAAGUGCUUGAAGGAUGACCCCAACCUGGUCAGAAACCUAGGUACCACCUUCGAUGAACUCGUCCGUCACCACCCUGCCCUGAAGACUUCUAUCAUGUCUGCAGUAAUUGUCAUGGCUGCCCGCGUAAGCCUCCUUGGCAAGGUCAAGGCCUGGGAAUCUGGCCUGGGAUCAAAGCUGUGGACCGAAGAUGCUCAGGGCCAAAUCAGCCUCUCGGGCGACCUCGCUUCUUUGUUUCGCGAUAUUGGUGCCCCUAUUGAUGCAUCGGUGGAAGACCCUGCAUCCAUUGGAGUUCCCCAGCUGAAGAACCACAUUCUUCCCAACGGUGGAAAGCUUGUCAUUGGCGAUCUGAGCCAAGUUCUUCCAUCGCAAGACCCCGGCUUCGAUCCCAAGGACAAAGACGAGCAUGGUUUGACCGUGACGGAUUACCUUUUCCCUGCGAUCCGCUUCCUUGGCGCCUUCUUUGAGAAUCAGCCUAACUGCACUUCCUUCAUCCAGGCUGGUGGAGCGGAGUUCGUUCUCGACUUCGCAACCCUCCAAAGUCUGUCAUUCGACUUCCACAACACGGAUGCUAACCAGGAGCUUACUGUCCUCGUGCACAUGAUGGCUGAAACUAAGCCGCACUUGGUCAUUCCCUCCUUGAUACACCGUGCCCAGUCAGCUGUCAACAAUCUCUCGGCCUUUUGGACUGCACCCAAAGAGUCGGGAUUCUUCACCGCGUUGGCUCGGCCAGCUGACUCGAAAGAGCCAGCACCUGAGCCGACCCUGGCUGUUGGUAAUGGAACUUUCUUUGUGAAGCACAUGAAUGCCGUUCUUGUCAUGACGGAUCUGCUCCGCGAGGUCUACGCAAUGCCGCUUUAUCAGAGCCGACCUGUGCAACAAACUUCUCCCUUUGCCCAGGUGAACCUUGCAGACCUCUACGCUGAUCUGGUAUCUUCACUUGGCAACCUUCAUGCUGCAUGCGUGUGGGAGGAAAUCAUUCUGGAGAAAAACAUACCCGAGAAGUGGGUGCAAGCUACGAAAGCAUCUGCUGGCAAGCCCGGCUCCGACCGUCCUAAUGAUGUCCCUGGACAAGGGGCUUCUCAGGGCCUUUUAGGAGACUCUGCCACUGGAUCUCAGCAAGGAGGUUUAGCUGCCGGCGAGGGUAACAACACUUCAGCAACCGAAGAGCCUGAAAGCGAAGAGGCCAAGGCGGCGACUGAACGAAGUGCCGCUUUCAAGAACGUUCAGAUCCUUCGCUAUCUUCUGAGCUCUUUGCCUUCGUCGAUUACAGGCUUCUUGCAUAACCUGGGCCUGGGCCUCGUCAGUAAAAGAAGGUCGGACCCUCACUUAAAAAUGCGUCAGAAUGCCAGUAUGGUGGCGGAUGCCAUUGCCGAGGCUGUUCUUCGAGAGCUCCAGUUCAGCGCACCCAACUCGUGCGAUAGCUCCAAGCACCGUUUCGCUUACCUCAUUGUGAUCCUGUCAUCAUUCUCGCAUCUCCUCUACGAAAUUUCAAAUGAGCGCCCCCAGUCGAACUACUUGACUCUGGUUUUCUGGUCAUUCAAGAAGGCCAACGGGCUGCAGGUUCUCAAGGAUAUCUGCGACGUUUUCAUGCGCGAGGUCCAAGCCCUCACACCUGCCGAGUCCGUUCCUGACACCGAAAAGGACGUUGCUGCUCGCCUGACUUCCGCAUAUGGGGGCAUCAAGAUUAUUCUUGCUCUGUUUGCCGAACUUGCAUCUGGCAAAAACAUCGUGGAAUCUAAUCAGACUCAGGCCUUGACUAGCCAUCAUGAGCGGGAUCGGGAUCGUCACGACUAUUUCCAGCCCGGCCAAUUCAUUGUGGAUCUUCGUAUAGAAAUCCUUCCCAUGGCCCAGAAUAUGUGGAAUUCCGAUUUUGCUAUCCAGUCGUCAAGCCCGAUUGUCAAGUGUUUGGUUGACAUCCUUCGCUCCUCCCUGGAUGGAGAGUAUGAGACCGGAGCGGCUCAUAAAUCGGACACUCCUCCCGCCCUGAAGGAGCCGCCUCGCGGGGCAUUUGUUGUCAACAAAACGCACGCAGCGGGUCUGGUUGAGAAGGGGUUCGAGGAUGCUGAUCUGAACAAGGAGGCCCUGUACCGUUGCAACAACAGCCCGAAUGCUGCAGAAGAAUACUGCAAGGCACAGAACUACAUUCGUGCCCCUCCAAGACUCCCACCUCGGCCCAACGAUAUCCAAACUGGUUCUUCUGAAAACGCCUCGGGUGGAGAGGGUCUCGAUGACCCCGUCGGUGGAGAUGUCACCCCCUUUAACAGUGGCUUCUUGGAGCGCUCCGGCCUUGCCAUGCUUCUCGCUCACGCAGGACGACCAGGGCAAGAUCCUAUGAACCAAGAGUCACAUCCUGAAACAGGAGACAUGGAUCCCGACAUGCGCGAUGGGUUGGCCAGAGCCAUUGGCAACAUUCUGAACGAUGACGAAGACAUGAUCCCUGGCCAGCGAGGCGAGUCCUCAAACACGGAACGCCCCCCAAGUUACGGUGCCCAGGACCCCUCUGCGCCCACCGACCAGUCUCAGGCCGAAUCUGCCGCACCGGUGUCACGUCGUCCGAUGAUUACUAUCGAAGAUUUGGACGAGGAAAGAGAGAAGGUCCGGUCGAACCUCAUUGAGCGGUGCCUGGAUGUCCUCAACGAACACCAUGAUGUCUCUUUCGAGCUGGCGGAUCUAAUCUCUUCUGCCAUCAAGAAGCAUCGUGAGCCUGAGAGCUUCCGGCGCGACGUUGGAGAGACCCUUGUCCAGUCACUCGUCUCUCUCCAGAUGGAGAACUUCCAAACUGCCGGGAAGAAGGUGGCUGCUUAUGCACACAUUCUUGCUUUGGUUCUCCAGGAUCGAGACAUGUACAGCGCGACUCUCGAAGAGCUCAAGGAUUGCUUCUCGACUUUCCUGGGCUUUAUCAAGCUUCCCACCCCCGAGAAAGCUGCUGAUGAAUCUUUCCCUUGGAUUGGGCAUGUGCUGCUCAUUCUGGAGAAGUUGCUUUCUGACGACUGCCAGCCUCCCCAGAUCACCUGGACUCCCCCUUCGAGUCUUGAUGAUGCAAACACUGAUGAGCCCGCGCGUCUUGCGGAGCCGCUCGUUUCCCUUGACGAGAAGACUCAGCUCUUUGAAGCAUUGGUUGAGAUCCUUCCUCGCGUGGGCAAGGAUGAGACUCUCGCACUCUCUGUCUGCCGUGUGCUGGUCAUCUUGACUCGUCAGCGCAGCAUCGCUGCCCGUUUCGGUGAAAAGCGAAACCUGCAGCGUCUCUUUGUCAUGGUCAAGCAAUUGGCGAGCGCUACCAAUGAAAAGCUCCAGAGCGCCUUCAUGUUGAUCUUACGACAUAUCGUUGAAGAUGAACCUACAAUCCGGCAGAUCAUGCGAAGCGAGAUUGUUGCUUUCUUCGAGUCCAAGUCUUCCCGUCAGGUCGAUACCACUGGCUUUGUCCGCCAAUUGUACCACCUGGUGCUGAGAGCGCCCGAGAUAUUUGUGGAAGUGACAAAUGAGAAGCUGCGUCUGCUCAGAUAUGACACACACCAGCGACCACAAGUCCUUGGAUUGAAGGCUGACAAGGAUCGCAACCCCCGUCUACUACGUCAAGGCAACGAUGGCGCUGGAGAGAGCAAGGACUCCGGCUCUGGCGAGACGUCGGCUUCGGCUUCUGAUGACAAAGAGAAGGAUAAGAGCCAAGGCAAGGGUACUGAGCUCAAACCACCUGUUGUGGAGAAUCCAGAUGGCGUUAUCCACUAUCUGCUUUCCGAACUCCUGUCCUACAAGGAUGUAGACGACAAAGAGACUCCCACAGAACCCUCAGAGCAGCCCGUUGGCGACCAGUCCGAGGCCCAGACUGAUGUCGAGAUGUCCAUUGAUGAGCCCACCCCUUCGGUGACGAGUAGCGCCGAUGCCCAGCCCAGCCGCGGCACAUCCAGCAAGAAGGGCGAAAAGCCCUCGUUCAAGGCCGAAGAUCAUCCGAUCUACAUCUACCGCUGCUUCCUCCUUCAGUGCCUGACCGAACUGCUAUCAUCCUACAACCGCACCAAGGUCGAGUUCAUCAACUUCUCGCGCAAGGCUGAUCCCCUUGCUACCACGCCUUCGAAGCCACGCUCGGGCAUUCUCAACUACCUAUUGAACGUGCUUGUCCCUCUCGGAACCAUGGAGCAUGAUGAAUCCCUGGCAUUCAAGAAGCGCAGCAUCACCUCCUCGUGGACAAUGCAGGUUCUGGUCGCCCUUUGCACCAAGACCGGCGAAUUCGGUGGCCUCGGUAGACGCCGUGGCGAGCAAAAGCGCAAUGAAGAGGACGAGCCGGAGCUUGCUUUCGUGCGCAGAUUUGUGUUGGAGCAUGCCCUCCGUUCUUACAAGGAUGCGAAUGCGUCAAACGAGUCUCUUGACGCGAAAUAUUCGAAGCUCAUGUCCCUUGCCGAUCUAUUUGACAAGAUGCUCAGCGGCUACUCUUACACCCAGGAUGCAGGCUUCCCCUCUUCGACAAGACAGCUUGCGAAGACCAUGUUUGAAAAGCAUUUCAUUCCUGCCCUGACUGCUUCUGUUGCCGAAAUCGACUUGAACUUCCCCUCGUCCAAGCGUGUCAUCAAGUACAUCUUGCGUCCUCUCAACAAGCUCACGCAAACAGCUGUCCUUCUCAGUGAAACUCACGACAUCUCUACUCUGGCUGAGACUACCGAAGAUGAUGAAAUCUCGUCAGCUACCUCCGUUUCGGACAUGGAGGAUGAGCGCGAAGAGACCCCUGACCUUUUCCGCCACUCUACACUCGGUAUGCUGGAGCCUCGUCAUGACGACGAUGAAGAUAGCACCGAGGAGUCAGAGGGUGAGGAUGAAGACAUGUAUGAAGAUGAGUACGAUGAGGAAAUGGACUACGAGGAAGACGUUGCCGAGGACGACGGUGAAGUUGUUAGUGACGAUGACGAAGAUGGUGUCGGCCACAUGGAAGGUCUCUCUGGUGACCCGGUCGAAGUUAUCAUUGAUGAUGAGGAUGAAGACGACACCGGGGAUGAGGAUGAUGACGAAGACGACGACCACUCCGACAUGGAGGACGACGACAUGUACGCCGACGAAAUCACUGGCGACCGCGACAACGAGAGCCUCGAAGAAGGCGACGAAGACGAGUGGGAGAGCGAAGAAAUGACCGAAGACGAGGAAGAAGCCGAGAUGAUGAACCAGUUCGAAGAUGAAAUGGCCGAUAUGCGCCAGUCCCAACGGCAACCCGAUGGUCAUGCCCGUAUUGAUGACUUGUUCCGUGCUCUCAACCAGGCUGCAGGUGGUGCUGAAGAUUUCGGCGCUGGCCCCCUUGGCGGCGAUAUUCAUGAUGAAAUUCUUGACGAACUCAACGAAGAAGGAGAGGACGACGAUGAGAUAGAUGAGCUUGAAGAGGACGUCGACGAUUACGAUGAUUACGACAUGGAUCAGGGCUCCGAAGGAGACAUGGAAGACGAUGAUCUCCUAGAGCCUUGGGGAUGGGAAGCCGAUGAAGGUCCACCGCCUCGACACCACCACCGCUUCCGUGGUGGCCCGCCUCCGGCUUGGGCUGCAGUUACUGAAAUCAUGCCAGGCCGACACGGUGGACUUGUUCCCAUCCAACCUUACCACCGCGUGCACAGAACCCAACUUCCUGGGCCCCGCGGCAACGACGAUGGAACUAACCCUCUCCUUGUUCGAAACGACCGUGGUGUUGACCCUACAGCUCCUCUCCGCGGACCCAGCGCUGAAGCCUUUACUGACUGGACUCAUGCAAUGGAGCCUACUACCGGGGGUAACCGAAUGAUCCCCAUGGAAAGCCCCGUUAGCUUCAUGAAUGCCAUCAUGCAGGCUAUCGGUGGCAACGCUCAGCCCGGCUUCGGAGUUGUCACUCGCCCCGAUGGCAUUCACGUCCACGUUGACCGCCGCGCAAUCUUGCCUAACCGCCUUCAGGAUAUCUUUGGUCUUGGUCGAUCUCAGGCGGGUCCCACUCGCGGCCGUGACGACCCUCACAAUGCGGUCAAGUUUUCUCUGUCUACGACCAGAAACCGCUGGCAAGAGGAAGCUCGUAUUCUGUUCAGCAGCACCUACGUCGAAAAGACACAGCGUGUUGUCAACUCUCUGCUGAAGGUCCUUGUCCCUCCUGCCAUAGAGGAUGAGAAGCAGCGCCAGAAGCAGGCGGAAGAGGAGCGCAAGCGUCUUCAAGAAGAGCGCGCCGAAAAGGAGCGCCAGGAACGUAUCGCCCGUGAGGAAGAAGAGAAAGAACGCAAGCGCAAAGAAGAGGAGGAGAAUGCUAUUCGACAGGCUCAGAGAGAGCAAGAAGAGGCUGAACGUCAAGCCGCUGGAAUCGACGAGCCUAUGGAGGAUGUCCAAGAGGCAGAUACCCCAGCCGAAGCUGUCGGCUCGCCCGCUCGGGCCGAACCCGCUGAGCCUGCCCAACGUGUUCACACAACCAUUCGGGGCCGCCAACUCGAUAUUACUGGGUUGGAAAUUGACCCUGAGUACCUGGAGGCCCUGCCAGAGGAACUCCGCGAGGAGGUGAUUAUGCAACAGCUUGCGGAACAGCGAUCCCAAGCUGCUGCUGCUGGUGAAGAACCUACGGAGAUCAACCAGGAGUUCCUCGAGGCAUUACCUGCAGAGAUUCGUGAGGAGCUGCUCCAGCAAGAAGCUGCCGAUCGACGCCGCCGGGAACGUGAGACUGCACGUCGACAGACUGCUUCCACCGGUGCCCCGCCCCGUGCCGAGGACAUGGAUGCUGCCAGCUUCCUUGCUACCCUCGAUCCUUCCCUGCGCCAAGCAGUCCUUGCAGAUCAACCAGAGGAUGUCCUCGCAACGUUGGGCCCUGAGUACCUUACGGAGGCGCGAGCUCUCGGUGGCCGUCGCAUGGCCCAGUUCGGAGAUAUUAGCGCAAUGGAUCAUCGCCAGAGAAACGAUUCUGCUGAGGGCCAAGAACCUAAGAAGCCUCAGAGGCGCCAAAUUGUCCAGAUGCUCGACAAGGCCGGCGUUGCAACGCUCCUUCGUCUGAUGUUUAUGCCUCUUCAGGGCAACGCACGGCACCAGCUCAAUGACAUUCUCCACAAUGUUUGUGAAAAUCGCCAGAACCGGAGCGAGGUUAUUAGCCUGCUUCUGUCCGUCUUGCAAGAUGGUAGCAUUGAUUCUUCUGCUAUCGAGCGCAGCUUUUCUCAUCUGUCGCUUCGUGCCAAGGCCCCUGGCGCACAAAAGACUCCGCAGUCUGUCAAGCGCAGUACCUCGCUGCAGACGUCUUCCAGCGUUAGCAACGAAGUGACCCCUAUCAUGGUUGUGCAACAAUGCCUGGGAACACUUUCCUUCCUUUCCCAGUUCAACCCACACAUUGCUUGGUUCUUCUUGACGGAACAUGAUUCAGCGUCAUCCCUCAAGUUCAAGGCCUUCCGCAAGGGCAAGGGCAAGGAGAAUCGUGCCAACAAGUUUGCCUUGAACGCUCUCCUUACCCUCUUGGACCGGAAGUUGAUCAUGGAAAGCCCUACCUGCAUGGAGCAGCUGUCUAGCCUGCUCAGCAGCAUCACACAGCCGCUGACUGUUCUUCUUCGCCGCGAGAAGGAGAAACAGGAGGAAGACAAGGGCAAGCAGGCCGAGGGUAUCCAACCUGAGGAGUCUGCUGAGCAACCUGCUGAAUCCACCGAGUCCGGUGUCGACGUUGCCAUGACCGACGCCCCUCUUCCCACCGUUGAGACGACUGAUGAUCAAGGUCACGAGCCGACGGAGUCUGCUGAGACCAAGAAACCCAAGGGUGCUGCCAAGUCUGGUGAAGAAGAGAAGCGCAAGCGGAAAACAAUUGAACCCCCUGUUGUUCCCGAUCACAACUUCUGCAUGGUCAUUCACAUUCUCGCUGCGCGCGAAUGCAAUGGCAAGACCUUCCGCGAUACCCUCUCCACUAUCAACAACCUUUCUGCCAUCCCCGGAGCUCGGGAUGUUAUCGGCAAUGAGCUCGUCCGCCAAGCGCAGGGCCUGAGCGAAACUAUUCUGAGUGAUUUGGAGGAACUCCUCCCUCAUAUUCACCAGGCCAAGACCGGCAAUGACAUGCAAGGCUUGGCUCUGGCCAAGUUCUCUCCUGCAAGCUCAGACCAAGCUAAGCUGCUCCGUAUCUUGACUGCACUUGACUACCUCUUCGAUCCCACUCGUGUUGACAAGACCAAGGGUGCCGAGCCCGAAUCUGCACCCAAAGAAGAUGUACUCAAGAAACUGUAUGAGAGCGCUACUUUCGGCCCCCUGUGGACUAAGUUGAGCGACUGCUUGACCGUUAUUCGCCAGAAGGAGAACAUGCUGAACGUGGCUACUAUUCUCCUGCCGCUGAUCGAGGCUCUGAUGGUUGUUUGCAAGAAUACCACUCUCAAGGACCAGCCUGUCUCACGGGGCAGCCGCGAGUUGUCUGUCAACAGCGCUCAAGCCGAUGCUGGUCUCAGCAUGGAGAAUCUCUUCUUCAAGUUCACCGAGGAACACCGCAAGAUCCUGAACGAGCUCGUCCGCUCCAACCCUCGGUUGAUGAGUGGUACCUUCUCCUUGCUGGUCAAGAACCCCAAGGUCCUGGAGUUUGACAACAAGCGCAACUACUUCACCCGCCGUGUUCAUUCUCGUGGUGCCGAGCCUCGUCACCCACACCCCCCUCUUCAGCUCUCCGUGCGCAGAGACCAAGUCUUCCUAGACUCCUUCAAGUCUCUCUACUUCAAGUCCGCCGACGAACUGAAGUUUGGCAAGCUAAACGUGCGCUUCCAUGGCGAGGAAGGUGUUGACGCUGGCGGUGUGACCCGUGAGUGGUUCCAGGUUCUCGCUCGUGGCAUGUUCAACCCGAACUACGCUCUCUUCAUUCCCGUCGCUGCCGACCGAACAACCUUCCACCCCAACCGUCUCAGUGGUGUCAACUCAGAGCACUUGAUGUUCUUCAAGUUCAUUGGACGGAUUAUUGGUAAGGCUUUGUACGAGGGACGGGUUCUGGACUGCCACUUUUCUCGUGCUGUUUACAAAAACAUUCUGGGACGAUCCGUGUCGAUCAAGGACAUGGAAACGCUUGACCUCGAGUACUACAAGUCUCUGCUCUGGAUGCUGGAGAAUGAUAUUACAGAUAUCAUUACCGAGACAUUUGCUAUCGAGACAGAUGCCUUUGGUGAGUCACAGGUGAUCGACCUCAUUCCUGACGGUCGCAACAUCCCAGUCACGCAGGAGAACAAGGAGGAGUACGUCCAGCGCGUGGUCGAGUACCGCCUGGUGGAAUCUGUCCGGGAGCAGCUCGACAACUUCCUGAAGGGCUUCCAUGAGAUCAUUCCGCCGGAUCUGAUCUCCAUCUUCAACGAGCAGGAGCUCGAACUUCUGAUCUCCGGUCUGCCUGAGAUCGACGUGGAUGAAUGGAAGAACAACACCGAGUACCACAACUACUCCGCUUCUUCAUCGCAGAUCCAGUGGUUCUGGCGUGCCGUUCGCUCGUUCGAUAAGGAAGAACGGGCUAAGCUGCUGCAGUUCGUUACCGGCACCAGCAAGGUCCCUCUCAACGGCUUCAAGGAGCUGGAGGGCAUGAACGGCGUGAGCAAAUUCAACAUCCACCGUGACUACGGCAACAAGGAUCGUCUUCCCAGCUCGCACACAUGCUUUAACCAGCUUGAUCUUCCUGAAUAUGAAAGCUAUGAAGAUCUCCGGCAACGCCUGUAUACAGCGAUGACGGCUGGCAGCGAGUAUUUCGGUUUUGCAUAG
This is a messenger RNA of Penicillium cinerascens, 12105 nucleotides long. RefSeq names its product E3 ubiquitin-protein ligase TOM1 (gene tom1). The transcript is spliced from 5 exons. Gene Ontology annotation, molecular function: ubiquitin-protein transferase activity. The record is from RefSeq and is a predicted model, not a curated record. NCBI's taxonomy places the organism in Eukaryota, Fungi, Ascomycota, Eurotiomycetes, Eurotiales, Aspergillaceae. Bases 1 to 12105 code for a protein of 4034 amino acids. Gene Ontology annotation, biological process: positive regulation of protein catabolic process; protein polyubiquitination; proteasome-mediated ubiquitin-dependent protein catabolic process.